Penicillium malachiteum is the source of this 657-nucleotide messenger RNA. Its product is annotated as ETC complex I subunit. The transcript is spliced from 3 exons. Bases 1 to 657 code for a protein of 218 amino acids. The record is from RefSeq and is a predicted model, not a curated record. Gene Ontology annotation, biological process: electron transport chain. NCBI's taxonomy places the organism in Eukaryota, Fungi, Ascomycota, Eurotiomycetes, Eurotiales, Aspergillaceae.
AUGUCGCUCUUCAGAAUUGGAGGGGCUACUGGCCUCCGUGCAAGCCGUCUUCUUGUCCCUGCCAAUGCCCGCUUUGCCUCGAAUGUCACCCAGGGUACUCCUGCUGUCAAGACCGGCACCUCAGAUGCUCCCACUGCCACCCACAGCGGUAGCUCCUUGAUCAACAAGGAGAACCCCUCUGAGGCAAUGGCUCGUCACCAGCCCGAUUAUGAGGCCACAAUUGACCACGCAACUUCACAAUUCUCACCAGUUCCCAAGCGUGUUAUGGAUGGUAGUGAGCCUGGUGACACUCUGGCUGCUGCUGUUCUAUCUGGCGCCCCAACCGACCUUCAGGCCCGAACUGUCAGGAUCUUCCGCCCCACAAAGGCCGCGACUCAAUCUGGUACCUGGCACCAACACCACUGGCGUAUGGAUUGGGAUAUCUUGCAGAAGGGUCACCGCUGGGAGAACCCAUUGAUGGGAUGGCAGUCUUCUGCGGACGCAAUGCAGGGAACCAACCUCAAGUUCAAGUCAAAGGAGGAUGCCAUUGCUUUUGCUCAGAAGCAAGGUUAUGAAUACUUCGUUCAAGAGCCUAAUGAGCGCCGCUUCGUUCCUAAGGCCUAUGCGAACAACUUUGUGCACGAGCCUAAGAAGCUCAAGCACAUCAAGACUAAAUGA